GUGCGCGGAGAGGGAAGUUGUAAACAAUUUAAUCCCAAUUAAACGACAUUGAUACAUCAUGUACAUACGCAAAGAUCACGAGAUUAACUAUUAUUGUCCAUAUAUGGAAUGUUGACAACAUUAGGAUUACUUUAUACGUCUGACAUGUCUUAAAAUUUAUUAGAAACUUCGAAUGAUUUGAGAACAGUGAAAAAAGUAAAAUGGAUAGAUACUUUCGUUUUAAUAUUGUUAUAUCGGUUCUAGCAUAUUUACAACUUACAACUGCAGAUAUUUAUUUACAUAAUCCACGGGGUAGUAACAACAGAUUAGAUGAGGAGGCCAGAGAGGUUCAAAAUCAAAACAGAAUGUUUGACUCACAGAACAACAAUAGAGGAGGAUAUAAUGUCGGAGGACUACUUUAUUACGCUGGAUCUACAUUACCAAUAGAAUGGACAAAUCAGCAUUCCUGUAUGAACCCUAAUGCCCAUUGUGAAUUAGUUAUACAGUAUAUGUGUGGUGAAUUAGUAAGAGAUGGAGCAUCCAGAGGAACAAUACCAACAGAAAAUAAUCAAUGUAGAAACAAUGAUUGCAACACAGAUUUUGAAUAUGGAAUGAAUGAAAACUUUGAGUAUUACCAGAACUGUAGAUACAGAUUGAGAAAUAAAGGUCUCUUUAUUGCUGACCAGAAUUUAGGAGGAAAUCGUAAAUAUGCUAAGAAUACAAGACAGAAUCCUGUUGGGAAUAGAUAUGGGUACGAGUGUCCCGAGGAAAGAGACUAUUAUCCUUACUGGGAGCCAUCUCCAUGGAAGGAUAUUGUUGUUAUGACAAAUGAUGCUUCAAGAUGCCCAUUCUAUCAAGAAGAAAGUCAGAAUGUAAAAUCACGCUGGACGUGUGUUGUGCCAAAAAAUGUAACAGAAAUGUACACAGGAAGAUUUGACAUCCCAAACAAUGAGGCAGAUUGUAAGGCCUUUCGUUAUCCUAAAAAUGAUCCAAAUGGUGCAAAGGCUUUAUGGACAGAAAUCUCAUCUCACGGAAUACCAGCCCCUGAUUGUAGAGAAACACAAUUUUCUAGAGAUAAUCACCUUGGUAAUGGUAUAGGUGGACAACCAUUAGUUUACAACUGGACCAUACCAAACACCCUCAACCAUGAACAAUGUGUUAUGAGAAUGAGGUACAAUAUAUCCACUGGUGAUUACGAUGGUUGGAAUACUUCAUCAGGAAAUAUUGCCUCAGCCAAUGAAAUAUUUUAUAAAAACCUUGGAUUUAGUGAAGCAGAUGCUGCAUCAGACAGAGGCUAUGUAUUUGAAGACAACCCUGAAGUCAAACUUUUCAGUGAUCUAAGUGUUGAAUUGGAAUUAGCUGUUAAUACUGCACAAUAUGGAAGGACAUUUCAAGAUAGAUCUUUCAUAUUUGCUGUGCGUCCACAGCCCAGUGAGACGAGUGGAAAAGCCAUACAUAAUCUAAAUGUUAGAGGAAAGAGAGGAAAUAUUGUAGAAGUUUUCCCAUCAGUAGAGUAUGAUUUUGUACCCAAUAAUUUAGAGGCUGCAAAUGGUGACUACGUCCACAUUCAAUGGACAGGGUCCAAUACAAACAAUGCAGGCAAUGAUGGAAAUGGUCAGCAAAGGUCAGAUAGAAACAACAUUGUCCUGCUCAACUCUCAAGUCUACCCUGAAGGCAAUGGUGUUCAGUUUGGUCCUGGUGUAAAAUAUGGACAUUACGGAACUAACUAUCCCAUGCAUCUUGAUAACUCUACAUUCUUAGGACUAUCUAGAGAAGAUAGAGAAAGUCUGGCCUUUAAUGUUCCAGGUGCCUUUGGAGGAGAACUAUCACAGUUAGAUGAUUCUAGCCCUUACUUUAAUCUUGGCAUAAGACAAAUCAGUCAGCUUGGGACGUUUCAUUACAUGUGUACUAGAAACAAUGACUUCUCCAAUCGUGACCAGAAGGGACGUAUAAUGGUAUCCAGUAGUCCAACUGUAUAUGAGUCCAUUGGUUGGAUGGGAGGACAGCUCAAAAUCGCUGAUAGUAAAGCAUGGGUGAGAGUUGAGAGAGGAACAUUCAGUAAGCUGAAUACACUGAAACUAAAUGAAUGGAAUUCCAAGGAUGGAGAGAAUCUAAUGGAAGUCGUUGGUGAUGAUUUUGCUAGCGAUUUUAUUGUUUUGGCUCCAGAAGCUAAACUAACAGAUAAUGGGAAGAAAGUUACCGUUGGGAUAACAGUCAAUGAGGACGCUAGUGAUAUUGGAAUUUAUAGAUCAAAUACAGAAAAUUUUGCUGGAUGGACAAAGGUUGAUGCAACCAUCAACGGUGGAAUGGCGGAAUUCCAAACGGAUCAGGGUGGAGUUUUUGUUGCCCGGUCCCAUACUAAUAUUGGACCAAUCAUUGGUGUAGUAGUCGGAUUAUUAGUUGUAGCUUUAAUUGUCAUAGCAGCAGUGGUUUAUUUUAAGAAAAAUCCAACAAAAUGGAUGGCUAUGAAAGGCAGUGCUAAAUAUGUUGAAAAAUCUCUCUCAGACAAAGUAUGAACAUAAGGUGUAAUAAUUAAUAAAUUAUAUUAAAUUGUAGAAACGGGGUAAUAUGUUUCUGUAUUUUAAAUUAUUUUAUAACAAUAAGAGUAAAGUUAGUUAUAUUAUCUCAAGUGGAGAAUAGACAUAUGCUUUCUAAUUUACAAUUUCCGAAAAAGAAUGAAAUAAAAGAUUUAACACAAAAUUAAUGAAAUGACCAUUCUUUGAUUUCAUCAGUUGGAAUGAAAGUACAUAUGUAAUAUGGUUCUCAAAAGUAAC
Mytilus trossulus (common blue mussel) is the source of this 2753-nucleotide messenger RNA. RefSeq names its product protein DD3-3-like. The transcript has 14 exons. The record is from RefSeq and is a predicted model, not a curated record. Bases 201 to 2495 code for a protein of 764 amino acids. Lineage: Eukaryota; Metazoa; Mollusca; Bivalvia; Mytilida; Mytilidae.